This is a messenger RNA of Hippoglossus stenolepis (Pacific halibut), 3336 nucleotides long. RefSeq lists its product as uncharacterized. Lineage: Eukaryota; Metazoa; Chordata; Actinopteri; Pleuronectiformes; Pleuronectidae. The coding region runs from base 230 to 2110 and encodes 626 amino acids. Gene Ontology annotation, molecular function: protein tyrosine/serine/threonine phosphatase activity. Gene Ontology annotation, biological process: protein dephosphorylation; cilium assembly. The record is from RefSeq and is a predicted model, not a curated record. The transcript is spliced from 14 exons.
UGUGAGUGUGUGUCUGUCAGCAGCAGGGGGGGUCAGCAGAGACGAGCACAUGCUGCGUUCAACCCCCUUCCGCUUCUUCUCGGUUCACGAUGAUAUAUUCAUGGGAUUAAAACCUUCACCGUCCAACAUAAUCAGAAAGAAACUCGAUAUGAGAUGGCGAGUUAGCCCGGACGAGACAUAGUUCUUCAUAUCUGCAGUGUGGUGGUUCAGGCGGAUCUUGAGGUGCAGGAUGAUGCCGACCUUGACCUCGCACAUAACGGUACCACGGCCCUCCUACUCCCAGGCCAGGGAGAACCUGGUGAGGGCCAUCCCCCCCAGACUUCUCUGUCUGCUGGCCUGUGGAGGAAUAGACUGUCGCUAUGAAGGACCAGAGUGCUGGACGUUAAACCAACAGGUCAUCCGAGGCCUUUUCUCCUCCUGGGUGACGGAUGAUAUAAUUGCCAUGGCACGGCCAUCCAAACAUUUAAUUGAGAAGUACAACAUCAUAGAGCAGUUUCAAAGGUUGAACAUCCGGUCAAUCGUCAACAUGCAGUUCCCAGGAGAGCACGCUCACUGUGGACCCCCCCUCAACCCUGAAAGUGGUUUCACGUACUCCCCACAGAUCUUCAUGGACAAUGACAUUUACUUUUACAACUUUGCGAUGCCGGACUUCGGUGUGUCCUCCCUCGUUGGGAUAAUUGAUGGGGUGAAGGUUUUGGCGUUUGCAGUGAGGGAGGGAAGAGUGGCCGUGCACUGCCAUGCAGGCUUGGGCAGGACAGGUGUGCUGAUAGCCUGUUACUUGAUCUACACCCUGCGCAUCAGCCCAAGCGAGGCCGUCCACUACGUGCGGAUCAAACGGCCUCGCUCUAUCCAGACCCGGGCACAGAUCAGCCAGGUGUUUGACUUUGCUCGCCUGCUUGGCACUCAGCUAGUCCAGUAUCCAGACCUCAGCCUGCGGCAUGGAGCCCCCUUCACCCUGCAGCAUUACCUGAACCGACAGUCACUGCUGCUGCACGGCCAGGAGGGACGCACCCUCAGACAAACACCAAAGGUGGUGUACCUCCUGUGUGUGCGCAUCUCCUGCCUGGCCCUGGGUCUCCCUGCUCCUCCAGAGGUGCAAGCUGAGCUGGAGAAGAGGUCAGCACUGAGGACCCUGAGCAGGACUGUGAGGGAGACCCUGGUGGCCAAACAGUACUUGCCCUUGCUGAGGGAGGGUCAGAAGGGCUCGUGGGAGGGCUCUGGGUCGGUGUCCUCCUGGGACGAGCCGCUGGGAUUCUUGGAGAGGAAGAGAGACGUCCUGCUGGACAAACGCAGCUACAGCGACUCUGACCUCAGCAAGAUCACAGUAAAUGAGGAUCUGGAGCUGAGUCCAUACUGCACCGCAGCUCUUGGAAAUGAGAAGCACUGGUGUGUGCAGGAUCUGGUGCGGCCUGAUCUGAAGCCGUUCAGUCUGGUAGCUGCCAAACUUUCACCAGGUCACCAGAUCUCCAGACAGGAGUCUCACAACAUCCCAAUGUCCAGCAUGAAAACAAGCAACAACUGCACGAAGAGGUUGUGCACAGCUAAGAUAACGUUUCCCAAAUACAGCUCCAACAUUGAGUGCAGAAAUCCACAUAAUCCAGGCCCAACCUCAGUGGCCCGGGCUGUGGCUCAGGCGCUGGCAGGCCACGGUACUCCAGGGGAAACCAUACUGCAGAGAUCGGCUCUGCUGCAGGAGGAGCUGAACAGUAGUGACUGUGGAUGGGCUCUGCUGGUUACUGAGUCAGACCCUCACGUUCUCAGUUGCCUGUUGUGGACCUGGCUGGAAAGAUUAAGGGAGCCGGUUCUAAGUACAGAGGAUGUGCACAGGUUGUGUAUCGGAGCAAAAAACAGAAAGUCUCUCAGUGUGCUCAAGAAGCCACAGAGACACACCAUCUACUGCCUGCUGAGCUGUGUGAGCACAGUGACCAGCCUGUGUCCUCACAGAGAGGAGGAGGUGCUGCUGCGGCUCAUCCGAGCGCUUACAAAGCGCCCCCAAGAGGAAAUUGGAAACCUUGCAACUUUGAUGAAGGUACUAAAGUCAAGUUUGCGAGAAACUUUCCACAACUAUAGACAGCUGACGAGGACCCGCAGCACCAGUGCUACACUCUGAAGAACGAUGGCAACAACCUGAGCAGUUUUUAAUUUGAAAUUAGUCAGUAUUUCAUCCUGGAAACCCGAUUGUGAACAAAAUCAUAAAGUGUAAUUUUUUUUACUUUUAUUACAUUUUCUACAUUUUGUCUUGCAAGAACAGAGCAGGUGUAAAGGUGAACUCCAUUUGUUCCGUUUCAGGGUGUGGACUCACUGUCACAUGUCUCGAGCCUGCAUUAAUGUUAUUAACUUACAUUAUAUUAAAACAUCUGCAGUGAAAAGAAUGAUUUUUGCAGCUCUACGUGAGGGAGUCUCCUUCACAUCUUACUGUUACAACCCAAUUAUAAUUUAUUUAUAUUUAUUAAAUAUAACAAGUGGACAAUUCAUGUGAGUUCAAAACCAGCUGUUUCUACUGCUUCUAUAUUUUUAGAUAAAAUAAAAAAUAAUACAAAGAACAACUUUGAACACUAUGAUCUUAAAUGCUCUGUUGUUUGUGUUUUCGCUCAUAUUUUCACAGAACUCCAACAAAACACAAUAAAUUAUUGUCAGUGUCAAUCAUCAAAAAGGGAGCAAAAGAUGAACAAAUAUUUCUAGCCGAUUUUUUUUAUUGAGUCUUAGGUGAUGAACUGAUUAAUUUGCCUUAACAUUCAUAUAAUUUUAAAUUAUGUCACAGAUUGAUUGAAUCUUUCUGAUUUGAUCUAAUCUUUGUGUCAUGUCUACUUUCACUCGUGUGUAAGCUCCUGUACUUUAGUUAAAUUUGACCCGUUACAGCCUUUUUUACAUAAUUAAUCAUUUACACCAUUCGUACACUGUAUUCACAUGCUGAGAAUUCCUCCACUGUUUAAACACACACACACACACACACACACACACACACACACACACACACACACACACACACACACACACACACACACACACACACACGUAUUAAGCACGCCUGUCAAAGAGCCAUCUCCAUGGAAACAUUGUUACGGUGAAGUUGACAACCAGUAAACAAUCUGAGUUUGGGUUUAGAGAACAUGCUGAAAUAAAAGCUGCCACAGAGGGCCACUUGCAGUACGAUCAGGAGUUUUACAAGGAGAGCUGGAUUCCAAGACCAGCCCACAACUCCAGCUUGAUCCUGUAGAACAUAGUCUGGGUCCUCAGCAUCAGUGAUUUCAGACUCAGAAUCAAGACCAAGAAUUGCCUUCUCAUCUUCCUCAUCCUGUUCUUCAAACAGCAUCAUUAUGAUCAUAUCAAACGUAA